Molecule: messenger RNA, 876 nt
Organism: Bipolaris zeicola 26-R-13
Lineage: Eukaryota; Fungi; Ascomycota; Dothideomycetes; Pleosporales; Pleosporaceae
Exons: 2
Coding region: 1-876 (291 amino acids)
Biological process (GO): NAD+ biosynthetic process
Molecular function (GO): nicotinate-nucleotide adenylyltransferase activity; nicotinamide-nucleotide adenylyltransferase activity
Source: RefSeq, a predicted model, not a curated record
AUGGCCUCGACUACUAAUCGCGAUAUCCUGCUCGACGCCGGAGUGCCCAACGCCGAAGCCAUGUCGCUCGACAACUACACGUUUCCCAAGGAGAGGCUGAAGAAGACCCUUUCCAACCCUAACAAGCAGCCGCUAGUGCUAGUAUCAUGUGGCUCCUUCUCCCCGCCAACCAAUCUCCAUCUGCGCAUGUUCGAAGAAGCGGCUGAUUACUGCGAAUUUGAAACCGAUUUUGAAGUCGUCGGCGGCUUCUUCAGUCCCGUCGGUGAUGCAUACAAGAAGGCCGGCCUGGCCUCUGCACAGCACAGAAUCAACAUGACCAGGAUUGCUGUCAAAGACAGCUCGACCUGGAUCGGUGUUGACCCUUGGGAGCCGCUGCACAAGGAAUACCUCCCCACCGUCAAGGUCCUUGACCACUUUGACUAUGAGCUCAACGAAGUCAUGGGAGGCAUCACGACUGAAAGUGGCGAGAAGCGCCGCAUCCAUGUCGCCUUGCUCGCCGGUGCUGACCUAAUCCAGACCAUGAGCACCCCGGGACUGUGGGCUCGUGAGGAUCUGAGCAGGAUCUUGGGCCACUAUGGCGCCUUUAUCCUCGAACGCAGCGGCACAGAUAUUGACGAUGCCCUUGUUCAACUACAGCAGUGGAGACACAACAUCCGCGUCAUCCCGCAACUCAUCCAGAACGAUGUCUCAUCGACCAAGAUCCGCUUGUUCCGCAAGCGCGGUAAGAGCAUCCGUUACUACAUUCCCGACAAGGUGGUCGACUACAUCUACGAGCAUGGCCUCUACAGCGAUGAUGACAAGAAGACUGCCGACAAGGGCAAAGCGCCCGCCGCUGCGGAUGCUGCUGGUUCCUCACAGGGCGUGACUGCUUCGUGA